This is a messenger RNA of Fragaria vesca subsp. vesca, 1174 nucleotides long. RefSeq lists its product as uncharacterized. The record is from RefSeq and is a predicted model, not a curated record. The coding region runs from base 113 to 868 and encodes 251 amino acids. The transcript has 7 exons. Lineage: Eukaryota; Viridiplantae; Streptophyta; Magnoliopsida; Rosales; Rosaceae.
AUAUUCAAAGUCUCUUCCACUUUCCCAAUUUCAAAAUUGAAAUUUCAAAACUGAAAUUCACUUUCAUCUCUCCACUUUCCGAUUCUCUCGCUCCGAGCUCGAAUCUCCGGUCAUGGCGGCGUCUCAGGCCAACAUGGAGAAGAUGCAGGUCCGCCAGAGCUACCGCAACCUCUGGCACUCCGACCUCAUGGGAACUAUGCAGGCCGAUACUCGCUAUUGCUGCUUCGCGGCGUUCUGUGCUCCGUGUGCAUCAUACUUGCUUCGGAAAAGAGCUCUUUACAAUGACAUGUCAAGAUAUGUUUGCUGUGCUGGUUAUAUGCCCUGCAGUGGUAGAUGUGGGGAAAGUAAAUGCCCUGAAUUUUGCUUGGCCACUGAGGUCUUCUUGUGCUUUGGGCAGUCAGUGGCUUCAACUCGCUUUAUGUUGCAGGAUGAAUUCAAUAUUCAGACAACGCAAUGUGACAAUUGCAUUAUUGGUUUCAUGGUCUGCCUACAACAAGUUGCUUGUAUUUUCUCCAUAGUUGCCAUGCUCGUUGGAAGUGAGGAAAUCUCAGAGGCAUCUCAGAUAUUGAACUGUUUGUCUGACCUGGUGUACUGCACAGUGUGUGCGUGUAUGCAGACGCAACACAAGAUCGAAAUGGACAAGCGUGAUGGCAUGUUUGGACCCCAACCAAUGGCAGUCCCCCAGUUUCAGCAGAUGUCUCGCAUUGAUCAACAAAUUCCUCCCAAUGUUGGCUAUCAGCCUCAACCAGCAUACGGGUAUCCACCUCCUCAGCAGUUUCAAGGCUACCCUCCAGCGGGAUAUCCUCCUCAGCAGGCUCAAGGCUAUCCUCCAGCCGGAUAUCCUCCACCUGGUUAUCCACCUAAGUGAUUUGACUUUGUUACUCAUCCAUUUGGGAUCUUUGCGGACUUCUAUUCAAUCAGUUUGCAAGUAUUGUUGGCGUGAAGUACCAACAUGUGUAUGUUUCAACCUUGGCACUUUUAUAAAAUUUUACUUGCAAGUGGUUUGACAGAUACAAGAAUUGAUUUUCAUGUUUUAAAACAUCCGGAACUUAUAACAAAUAUAUCGAUAUGAUCAUUUUCUUUUUUCUCUUCCGUCUACAUUAAUGGUUGUAUGUAUGGAUUUCUAGUACUUGAUACAGUUUGUUGGUUCAAGAAAAUUUGCUCGCGUUCACUU